AUGCUUCGAACUCGCUGCCCACAAUGCCUCGAUCGAGCAUACAGUGCCGUCCUCUCCUCUCAUGGCUAUCCUAGCCCCACCAUCACAAUCUCCCAACUGAUCGCCCGCCGUCAAUACCACCCCGGGAGGGGUAGAAUGGUUCGACGCCCUCCCACAACUUUCACAGCUCCUCCUUCUACUGCAGUCGACAAACGUGGAAAGCCACUUACCCGUGGUGGCGAAAAAUCUCUUUCCGAACGCCGCUUCGAUGCCGGGCCCCGUUCUCGCGAUGCAGUCGACACUCAACCUUCAUAUGGAAAAGACGAAAAAGUCGGUGGAGGACUCUUCGAUGCUAAAGAGCUCAAGAUUACCCGGGUGAAGGACAAAAAAGUCGAUGCCUCAAAAAUCGCACAGACGGUGUUAAAAGCAUUGAACGGCACAAACCAAGAACACGAGGAAUCAAUCGAUAUGCUUCGAGAACUCACCAGUCGAUACGGUCGUACGGAUUUAGUAGUCGCAUGGAAUCAUGUUGUCGAAUGGAAGUUAAAACGGGGCAAUAUUCAAGCUGCUGUCAAGCUGUAUAACGAAAUGAAGAAGAGAGGGGUGAAACCUGAUUCAUACACUUAUUUACGAUUACUCAAUGGGUUGGCGGAUAAUGCUGCUACGACGCCCGGCGCGCUAGGGAGGGCUUUGACGGUUUAUUAUUCGCUGACUGCACCGUCGAGUACGGUUAAAGCGUCGAUAAUGCAUACCAAUGCUGCAUUGAAAGUUUGUGCGCAGGCGAAGGAUGCUGACGCUAUGUGGGAUAUUGCGGAGAGGAUACCUGAUAGGGGGAGGGGAUCAGCAGAUACGUUGACGUAUACCACUUUGUUGAAUGGGAUUAGGAAUAGUAUUGGGACGGGGUCGCCGGAUAAGAGUAUCAUGGAAGGUAGGGAGUUAUGGGAGAAUAUACUUAUAAAAUGGCAAGAUGGACAAUUGGAGAUGGACGAAGGGCUCGGAUGCGCUAUGGCGAGGUUGUUACUGAAGAGUAUGAAGGCGGAGGAUUGGGAUGAGGUGCUUAGUCUGUGUCAUGAUGUUUUCGGGGUGCCCAGGUUGAUCCCGAAGAUUGGAACGAAAGCGAGGACUUUGUUGCCGAUUAGGGAUAAGGGAAAGAAAGAGGUGGAAGAGGAUUUGGAGGAUAUGAAAGAAGGUGUGAAAGGUCUCUCGGCGGAUUUGAAGGGGAGGAUUGGAGACGCUAUUACGGCCGUUGGGGCGAAGGGUCGUAAAGAUGAGUUUGAAGAAGGAUUUGCGGAAGAAGUCGAAGUCGAAGAAGGGGAAGAUUUCACGGAUGAGCCGAUCUUAGGGAUCAAUACGGCUGGGAUGGAUAGUACGGCUUCGCUGAUUACUUCUCAGAUCCCGUCUAAGAAACCACAAAUUCUGAACAACGGACUUUCGGUCAUCCUCGAGGCUUGUUUGUCAUUAAGGGCCUACGACACCGCGGCGAACUAUUGGGAUCUUAUCACCGAAAGCUAUAACGUCCUUCCGGACCGCGAUAACUACAAUAAUCGCAUGAGAUGCUUGUCCAUGCAGGGUGACUCUGCGGCUUGUCUCGCUGUUGCGGAGGAGAUGAUCAAGAAGGGAGUUGAGCUAAACCAGAACCUAUUCUUCAUUGCGAUGAACGGGUGUAGGAGGAAUAAGAAGAUUGCAGGAUUCAAAGAUGCGUACAAACUACUGGAUCUAAUGCAGCGGGAAGCUAUCGAUGUGACAUCUAAGGUUCUGAUAGCUUUUAUUCGAACGGCUACGGUGACCGAAGAUGUUGGAGCUAUGAGGCAGGCUUGGAUGAAGAUUGGGCCGGGACUUUUCAAUAUUCACAAGCUUAUCGACCCCACGAAUAAAUCGAUCGAGAAGGUCGCAAAGGAUUUGGAGUGCUGUCAAGAGAUGGUUUCACUUUCGGACGCUAUUCUGAGUAGGAUGUACAAGGAUAAACUCGACACGGCGGACAAGGAGUUUGCAGACUGGGUUGAAGGGUCACGACAGAAGAUCCAUAAGUACAUCAACGAGUACUUCAAUAACAGAAAAGGAGAUCCAAAGCAAGCAACAUUAAUAGAAAAGCUCAGGGGACAUGAAAUGAAAACUAAAGUUGAUAAGGAAAAGCCACAGGAGAAGAAGUUGACGUUGGGCGGUGGGAGAGUUGGACGGUGGGAGAAGUUUGGAAGCGAGGAGAUGCAGAGACAACCAAGAAAAUUCGAUAGAGAAGUACUUGGAGAAGGAGAGGUCAGCCUUGAGGGCAUGAGCUUCAAGCCGAGGAGGAAUAAAAUGAUGAAUAUAGUCGGGGCGAGGGGGGGAGCACCUAGAACGAAGGAUUUUUUGAGGAACAAGGAUACGGAUUACACGGCGCAUUUUAGGCCGAACAAAGAGAGGAAGAAGGUGGAGAGGGCGAGUGAAUUCCAGUAA
Orbilia oligospora ATCC 24927 is the source of this 2412-nucleotide messenger RNA. RefSeq lists its product as uncharacterized. Lineage: Eukaryota; Fungi; Ascomycota; Orbiliomycetes; Orbiliales; Orbiliaceae. The record is from RefSeq and is a predicted model, not a curated record. Gene Ontology annotation, molecular function: protein binding. Bases 1 to 2412 code for a protein of 803 amino acids. The transcript has a single exon.